AGCUAGGUUAUUAAAUUCAUAAGUACAAAACUUUUUUGGCUUUUUGAGUAUUUUUAUUUAUAAUCACCUAUCACUUAUAACACCAAUAUGAUUCAAUGAAUUCAGUACCAUGUAUCUAAUUGACGUUUUACUAUAAAAUUAUAUUGCAUUCAAAUCUAUUACAACUUCUAAGAAUAAUAUGUAUUAUAAAUAUUAAAAAUACGAUUUUGAAAAUAUCAAGUAAAGAAUUCAUUAUUUUAUCUAUGUCAUGGACUGCUAAACAUAAUUAUCAUUUAACUAAAAAAAACACCUAUACAAUAAUGUGACCACGUUCCACAUUAUUUCAAACAAAUUUCUUCAAAUAAUUAUGUAAUAAAUAAUAACAUAAUGAAUAAUGAUUAACAGUUAUAUUUCCGUAUAUGGAAAUCAAUAAGAAUAGUCAAAAGUCUAAUUAAAUUGCGAUUAUGUUUUUUCGAUAUAGUCAUUUGUAAUUUUUUCAUAAAACCAUGAGUAGUGUUGUUAAACACAGGAAUGUCGUUUCGAAAUUUGGCGGGUAAAAUCUGCGUACCGGGAACCGGUAGAUGGCGGGCCGCAUGCGCACCAAUGGCGAACGGCGUGAUACAAAAUGGUUUGGACGGCGUACGUUAGGCCGUAGAUGACGCGCGCAAAACUAGUAACCACCGAAACGUACGGGACCACUUAUCUAUGCACACGGCCGACUGACGCGCGCGCUAUCUUGAACGGUUAAUGGCUUUGACAAUCUGUGCACGGAAAACAGUAACCGAUCGAACGGACGAUUUUCGGGCGAACGACACGGUCGUACUAGUGUAGUUAGUACUGGUGCCGAGACGGUGUUUCGCGGGGCGCUACGUGUCGCCCGGACGGCGAAGUACCGCUAAGUGACGGAAACGGGUCGGUGCGCAGACGCGUAUAUUCAUGAGAAAAGACAACAACAACACAACGGACGCUGUUAUCGUCGAGCACGCACCACAACAACUCGAGAAUGUGUUAUGAUAUUACUGUAAACGCGUAUACACUAUAAUAUACGCGUAAUGUCAUCAUCAUAUAAUUGUAGCCAUAGGUACUAUAUUAUGAUGGUAUGUUGACAUGUUGUACGACUGUAAUAUUAUAACACGAUCGUAACGCUCGCCGAUUACGUAUAAUUAUCAUAUCGUACCUAUGACACGAGUGUGCAUACUUUGGGCGCUAUACACUUGUGGCGAACAACACUUGGCUUGGUAGUCGGUAAUAAUAAUAUUGUUAUUGUCGCGCGGGAAGGGCCGCCAGUCACCGCGAUCGACUGCAGUCCGCCAGCCGCGUACGGGAACGGACAAAAUGGCGACGACAUUGAUCGGCGGCCGCCCGGCAGGGGCCGAUCGAUAAUAACGCGCGCUGCCAGCGACAACAACAAUAACGACGAGCGCCGUGUGCGUGUAUCCAACACACGGUGUCGGGUUUUUAACGGUGCGCGCGUUACGUACACGUAUCGCAAUCCCGGGGUUUGCCGUCGUGGGCCGAUAAAGGUAGACGCCGCCGUGCGCUGUCGUCUGACCGUGUGAUGCGUUCGAGUGCAGCCGCCGUUGUCUGAGUAAUUGCCGCGAAUAUAAUAGUGGCGAGUAGUCGUCGGAAACCGCGUGAGAAAAAAUAAAAUCACCGGGCCGUCGCUGCUGUUGCCGCGGACGCCGAGGUUACUGUGUUUCGUGCGCCGAUGGCUUCCACCGCGGGUACUGAUGCCGCCGACGCUGUGGUCGCCGACGCCGCCGCCGACGCCGUUCUCCCGUCACGCAGGUGCGUACGCAGCCGUACUCAUGUUAUUAUUAUUAUUAUUACACUACUACGCCACUACGGCGGUUGUCUACUACUACUACCACACUACUACUACUACUACUACUACUACUACUACUACUACAGCAGCAACAACUAUACUACUACUAAUACUACUACACUAUUACUAUUAUUCGUGUGUCGUCUGCUGUCCGCGGUUUCUCCGUGUGUGUCCGCGACCGGCGUACUUUGAUAGAACGCCACCGACACCACGCGCCGGCCGAGCCCCCCGGGCCUGCUCAGACCAAUUUACCGACGACGCCCGCGCGCGCAUUUUAAUCUAAUCGACGCGGCACCACAUACUCGCGUGGCACUGCCGCCGCCGUAAUGGUAGCUGCGCCUUAGGAGUUGCGCCUGUCGUAGUUUUUUUUUUUUUUUUUUUCCCUGUCUGAACGACGACACACGUUUCUCGCGCCGGUCUUUGCGCCGUACCGGCGUACAUUCAUUAUUCCUCGGUAGUAGCACCGAAGAGCGCAGUUGCACCAGUUGCAUUGUAUAGGUGUUUGCGGGUAGUGGCCGUUGGGCGAGUAAUGCGACGGCACGUCAGCGAUUCGUUUCGACACGGACGAUUACGUGAUUUACCGCGGCAGCCGUAACUGUGUCGCAAUGUCUUGAUUAUAAUUAAUAUUAUUGUCGUCGAGAGCUUCUCAACGGGACCCGACCCUUGUGCGUGUUUCGACACAACGAGAUUACCGUAGCGGUGCGGUCCGGGUCCCGUUCAAUACUAAUCAUUUACGUUUCGAGAUUUUUACUAGUUUUUUUUUUUUUUCGUGCUUUUUACGUUAUCGUAUUAAUUGUUCCCGUCCGGUAAAAUGUUAUCGAAUUAGUGUCUGUGACAAACAGAAGUUUUAUAAUAUAGUAUUAAUUAUGCCGUCGAGUAUUUUAAUGACGUAUCUUCUAUGUCUAUGUCCCGUUUUUCCUUUGUCCUGCCGCUAUCACUUGCAGCGGUCCGCGUUAUCUCGGCAAUUCUCACACACAACGUUAAUAUUCGCACACAACGCACGCUCGUUUACAUUCCCCACGAGUAAAAAAUAUGUACACAAUUGCGUUCGAAACACGUACGUGUACGAUCGACGAAUAUAUCUGUAUUUCGAGAAUAAAUAUUAUAUUUUAUCGUUUGUAAAUUCGCUUUAUUUGAUUAAUGAUUAUGAAACCUUUAAAUUGUCUAUACAUGUAUUUUUUUUCAAAAUUAUUCUCUCAAUAUUAUAAAAACUUCGGGUCGUUUUGUUGAUUGAAAAGUAAAAAUAAAUUGCCUCAUCAAUUACUUAUUAGUAUUAUCUUUAUUUACUGCUAUUGAAAUAUUAGACAAGUAUCAUCAAUAUUUCAAUAAUAAAUGCAUCUCUAUAAAAUAUUUUCUUCUAUACCUAUUUUAAUUUUUACUUUUGUAAAUGUUUUAUGAUGAAAUGUUAGAAUAUAUUAAUCAUUUAAAAGUAUUUUUUUUACAUUUAUGAAUUUCAAUUGUUUUCCGAAUAUAGUAUUGAGUGAUAGCAAAAUAGUAGUAGUAGUAGUAGUAGUAGUAGUAGUUGUUGUUCCCUUUUUGUUUAAACCUACUUAUUUAUUUUAUAAUUUGAUGAAUAAUUGGUCAAUCAUUCUAUCUAAUUGGUUUAGUUUGAAUUAAUGGUAAUUUACUACUAUCAUGCAUUUACUUUUUAUUCGGUUUUUAUUGUUGCAUAGAUCAGCUGGUUACAUUAGUUAUUAUCUAUUCUUGAUAAUUUUAUUAAAUAUGUAGGUAUCUCAUGCAUGGUUUAUUGAAAUAAUGAAAAGUUUCAAUUGUUUUUUUUUUUUUUGAGGUGUAUCUGUUUUAUUAUUAUUUAUUUUAUGUCGAGUUAAAUUUAUUAUCAUUUAUAAUAAUAUUGUAGUACUGUUAUUUGAAGUUAAUACUGCUAGAUUAUUGUAGAUAAGAAUAAUACAGAUAAAAUACAAUCUGUUAAACAAUUGAUGUUAUCAGAUAUUGAGUAAUAUAAUAAUAUUCAGAUAUUUAAAAAAUAUAUUUUUAAAGAGUUAUAGAUUUAUUUAACAUUUCGUUUUGUAGUUUCAUACUUAUGUAAUAUAAUUAUUUCUAAAAAAAUCAUGAUUAUUUACUACUUAGGUAUUAUCAUAAUUAUUUCAUAAAAUUAAUCACACAUUAGUAAUGUAUAUUGUGUUAUUCAUUUUUCAUUAUAUUUAUUGUUUUGUGGUUCAAGUUUAACGUACUAUGUUCUGAACGUUUUUGUAUAUUGCUAUCUAUAUACACAAUUUCGAUAUUAAGAUAUUCUAAAAGAUGUUAAUAAUACCUACCUAUUAAAAGGAUGAUUUUUAAUAAUUGUUAUAAAAUUAAUUAAAGAUGAAAUUCGUAAAAAUUCAAUCAUUUUGUGUUAAAUCACUAAAAAAAAAAAAAAAAAUAUCUUCGUUUAAAAAAUAUUCAAUAUUUAAAGUUUGAGAAAAUGUUAUGAUUCCUUUUGAGAGUUGGUUAAAUUAGCUGUGCUGUGCCAAUACGUUUAACAUACUUGGUAAAUAUUUGUUAAGUUUACGAUUAAUUCUUUAAUUUGAAUAGUGUUGAUUACUGUUACAAUUAUGAUAUGCAUGUUAUAAAGUGAUACAUUAAAUUGUUUAUGAUAAAAUAUUACUUGGUUAACAUUAUAUUAUAUACCUCCCUAUAUUUGUUUUUGUGUUUUAGACUAUUCAUUGAAGAUAUUAUUUGGAAAUCAAAUUCCAUUGAAAAUUAGAAUUGUGAAAACUAAAUUUUUUACUGAAUUAUACUAAUAUUGUAAGAUAUUCAAAUAUUUAAUUUUUAAUUUAAAUUUACUUAUUAUAUGAUACAUUAUUAAUAAAUAGGUAUUUAGUUUGUAAAUCAAAGCAUUACAAUGAUGGAUCGUAGUGGAAAUGACAUUCACAUGACUGGAGACAGCGAUCUAGAUGAUGAUGGUUUAUCAUCUGAAGAUUGUGAUGGAGACUCCAAUCAAAGUCAAAAUGAUUUGAUGUCUGCAGCUAUGGGAGAUGAUGUGACAGCACAACUAGCUGCAGCAGGUUAGCUAAAUGUUCUAUAUUUUUUUUGUAAUGGCGCACAUUUUUUUUUUUUCACAGCUUUGUUUAAUAUUACAAUAUUUUAUAUGAAAUUAUGAAAAUAAUAAAUAUAAACUUUUAUUAUUUUUAUUAUUUUAUAUACUGUUUAAACACUUAUUUAAAGUUUUAAGUAUAAAAGUGGUUCACUUAUAUUUUUAUUAUGCAUGUUUUUUGUCUUUAUUUUUUUUUGCACUAUUUUUUUUUUUUUUUGCGUGUGUGUGUUUGUGUUUGGCUGGUAGAAAAACGCAAUAGCGGAUCGUCGAACAAUAGGGGUCUUUGUUAUGGUUUGUGUCGAUCAGGACCGGUUGGUAUGGCUGCUGCUGCUGCAAUUGUGUCAUCGAAAAAACGAAAGAGACCACAUUCAUUUGAGACAAAUCCAUCCAUUCGUAAAAGACAGCAUAAUCGGUUACUACGCAAACUUAAAGUGAGGUUUUAAUUUUAAAACUAAAUAUAGUUAUAUUAAUGUUAUUUGAAUAUUGCAUUUAAGAUUACCAUAGAUGAAUUUGCUACAAGAGUUGGUCAACAAGCAAUAGUCUUAGUAGCAACACCUGGUAAGGAAACAACCGGUUUCAAAUGUUUUGGUGCAAAACCUUUAGAAGACGUUGUAAGUAAUCACUUAAAUUACAUAUUUAUUCAAUUUAAAUCUAAAACUGAAUAAUUUAUGUUUGAAGGUAAAAAAUUUGCGUGUUACAAUUAUGGACCAACUUGACACUGCAUUAGCACAACAUGCACCUCCACCUAUUCCAGAUGAUCCUACUCUUUACGAGCUACCACCUCUAAUUUUAGAUGGAAUUCCAACUCCUGUUGAAAAAAUGACCCAAGCUCAAUUAAGAGCUUUUAUACCUCUAAUGUUAAAAUAUUCCACAGGUAAGAUAUAAUUUAAUCAAAGUAUACAUUAUAAAUACAAUACAGUAUUUUUACUAUUUUUAGUAGUAUUAGGUUUUCAAAUUAUUCAUACCUACAUUUGAAUAAAUUAUGCUCACCCAUUUUUUAUGAUUAAACUAGAAAAAUUCAAAUUACGAUAUUUGGAUUUUUUUAGUGUAGUAAUAAAUUAUAUUUUCGCAUACCUACUUAGAUUUUUCACAAUAUUUAAGGAGUGUCCUGUGGCAAUUCUGACUUUGGUUUUUCAAAUGAGAAUCUACAUGUUUUAAUGCAAACUGUCAAUCGGAUGAUUUUUCUUGUAAUGUUUACAUAUUGUAAUUAAAAUUUGAAUGAAAAGUUUCUCAGUUAUUUUAUUUUAAAUAUUCUUAACAAUUUUUUGAAAAUCAGAAUUUGAAUUUGUGCAUAAUUUAAUCAUAAAAGUGGGUUGAAUAUGCUUAAAAGAUCAUACUUAGUAAACAAUUUCAUAAUGUAAAUAUUAAAUAGAUAUCUAUAAAUAUUAUGCUUGCAGUUACAUAAGUUUUGACUCUAUACCAACUCAAAGUACUGCUUGCUUGUUGUGGUUUAAAAUAAUUAACAACUAUAUACUUUCAUUUAAAAAUAAUUUAUGACAAUUACCAUUAAUCAAAUAUUAACAUAAUUUGAACUUAUACAAAUGAAAUUUAUAUUAUAAUAGUUUUAUUUUGAUUUAUCAGGUAGAGGGAAACCUGGUUGGGGUAGAGAAACGACUAGGCCACCUUGGUGGCCCAAAGAAUUACCAUGGGCAAAUGUUAGGAUGGAUGCUCGGUGUGAAGAUGAGAAACAAAAAGUAAGUAUUUUUAAGAAUUAAUUUUAAAGCGUUUUAUUUAUUAUUAAUUUAAUUAUCAGAUUUCUUGGACUCGAGCUUUACGGCAAAUAGUCAUAAACUGUUAUAAAUACCACGGUCGAGAAGAUUUGCUGCCUACAUUUAAUGAAGAAGAAGAAACUAAACCAAUUAUUAAUAAUGUUGCAAGUCAAUCAAUCGUUACUUCUGUGCUUAAAUUUAAUCCCAAAGCAACUAGUAUAGAAGCUAGACAUUCACCAGAUCCACAUGAACAACAACAACUCACCCAGGUAUAAUUUGAAAUAUUUAAAACAAAAUUUAAAACCAUUACAACGGAAAUGUUUGAUAGGUGCAGUAUUCACCAGCGUUCCUACAUUCUAUUAGUAAUGUUGAUGGAUCAAUGUCUAUAUUUCAUGUUGAUCCAAAUAACCCAAUUAUAACAUUGCCAGAUGGAACGCAGGCACAUGUGCAAGGAGUUGUAAGUAUUGUUUUGAUAAAUUAUAUAUUUUUAUGUACUGUUUAAUAAUUAAUAUUUAUCUUCAAUUUUUUUGUUAUGCAGAUAAAUGCUGCUCAAGGAGCAAAUGGUCAUACAGUUCAUUCUGUUCACACCAUUGGUGAAGGCCAAAAUCAAGAUGGUGUAACUGUAGAUAUAUUAAAUAAUGUACCUGAGGCCACGUUAAAUCAAGAAGGCCAAAUAAUUAUCACUGGUGAAGAUGGACAAGGUAAAUAUAACUAAAAUAAUUUUUUUGUUUAUAAUCUAUAUAAAUAGAAACUAUUUAAAUCUAUAAAAAUAAAACAUGCUCACCCUAGUUUUAUUUUGAUAAAUAAUGUAAGAGAUACAUUCUAUGUAUAUAGGCUGAUCAAUCUUUGAUAAGACAUUUAUUAUUUCAGAGUAUCAAUUUUUUUUUUAGAGAAUAGUUAUCGUUUACUGAAUUACACCAUAAAUAAAAUGAUUUAACAAAAACUAUUCCAAGUAUUCCUUUUUUUUCUGGUUUACUCCCAUUAUUAAGAAAAGUAAAAUGUAAAUAAAGAAAAAAAAAACUAGUUUAAUUCACCAAUUAUAUUCACCAAUUAAUAUUCAAUUAUAUAGUUCGCCGACCGACUGAACCAUUGUAUCCGCUCUAUGUAGUCAAAUUUCAUCACCGACAACGGUGUGUAUACACAGAACCGACCAAUUCCAUGCUUUCUCAUGGGUCACAAUUUAGAUACCAUUUUUUACCAAAUCCCACCUAAAAUAUUCUUGAUUGGAAGAAAACUUUUAUUUUUUACUAUUAAAUAUAAUUUAUAUAAACUUGGGUGUUAAAUAUUCAUACCAACAAAUUAUAUUCACAUAAAUUGAAAAAUAUGGUGGGACAACAGGUGAGAUUAAGAGUUUGAACAAUCUAGGAUCUUUUAAACAAAAGAACAAUGGCUUUCAUUAUGAUGUGAAACAUAGAAUUAAAAAUGGUCAGAUGAAGCAAAAAGAAGUAUCCGGUGUUAAAAUAGAACACAAAAUGAGUAUAUUAGAGAUGAGAAUGAUUAUGUGGAUGAAUGAAGUGACGAGAGAAGAUAGUAUAAGGGAUUAGAGGUAUAUUUUAGAGAGGGAGGCAAUAGGGAUGAUCACCUCUCCUGGAUAUGUAUUUAUCUAACUAUUUAGUAUUUUAGACUUGAUUUUAUACAGGUGUAAUAUAAUGAUAAAAAGAAGUUUAAAAUUGCAUCUUCAUAUUUUUUAAUGAAAAAACUAAAAAAAAAUUGUUUAUGGUUUUAUAAAAAAAAUGUUUACCAGUUACCAGAAGACCAUGGUUGAAAAAUAUUUUGUUUAUAUACAUUAUACAAACUUAAUGAUAAGCCCAUAAUAUCGACCACAUAAUAACAUAAUAUUAUAUUACGAUCUUCUUUAGUUCUUUAAUUCUUAAAUUAUUAGUAAAUAGCAUUAUAUUUGCAUGAACUUUAUAAAUAUAAAAUGUGUUAACACUAUUAUAGUAGUCUUUCAGUAUGACAUAUUAUUAAAUACAUUACUUUAUAUUAUGCACAAAUAUAAUUGUUUAAAAGUCAAGAAUAUAAAUUUAUUAUAAUUUUAAGAUCACUUCUAUACUUCAGAAGUAAAUUUUUAAUUUAAUAAAACUGAUAACAGUAAAUACGCCAAAAAAGAUGCCAAUAUCCCCCAAAUCACCUUUUUAUGCAUGGGCUUGCCAAAAAAAAAAAUCAUUAAUUAUGAUUAUCUUUCAGCAAGUGAUAGAUAAAUAAAACUAAUUAGCUGAUUCAUACCCCCCCCCCCCCAAAAAAAAAGGGAUGAUUUAACACGUCUUUGUAUGGAAUUAGUACAUUAGAGGUACGCUAUGCUUAGACAUAGCUUCAAUAGAAGACAAAAUUAGAGAAAAUAUAUUGAGAUUGUUUGGGCAUAUGAGAAAAAUUUAAAAAGGUGGUUCAAUGCGAUUGAGGAUGUUAUGAGGAUAGUCAUUCAUGAGAGGUGGGAAAUCGGGUCAAAUAGAUGUUUAGAAUGAGGGUGGUCAACCCUAAAUAGUUAAAUUGAAGGCAAAGGAAAGGGAGGAGAAACUAUGCAAAAAGAUGAAUAUAAAUUUGAGAAUAAUUUUUAUUUUGUAUUAAUUAUCUCCUUUACAUUUAUUAUGUAUUGAUAUUUUCAGUAUCGAGUAUGAUUACAGUACCUGUAAAUACAUCAUUGUACCAAACUGUAGUUCAACAAAUUAGUGAUGGUAGCAUACAGGUACAGUUUCAUAAAUUAGGUAAAAAUACAUCAAUUUAAAACAAUAAUUAUUUUAAGGUUGUUACGCCAGUGAUGCAUAUGCCGAAGUCAGAGCCCGGUGGUGGAAUGGAUUCAUCAAACGGUGAGGUGGAAACCAUUAGUGUGCCACAUCAGUUGGUAGCCAUCACCGGGCAAAAUGGCGAACAAGUGUUGCAGUUGAUCUCAUUAAAAGAUAGCAAAAUGAUUAAUGCCUCAGUUGGCGAAAUCAAAGAAGAGAACUCUAACAAUAUGACUAAUUCAGAUCAAUGAGAACAACUUCAACAUUACCUGUGCUUUGAUGACCUAAGCAAAUAAAUUAUAAAUAAUGUUGGGUAAUGAUAUCGGUAUUUUUAAAUAUAUAUAUUUACUACUAAAUAUAAUUACAAUGUCAUAAACACAUACAUGAAGUUUUAUAAUAGUGUAUUAUUAUAUACACUUAGUAUGUGUAUUACAUACAUAUAAUACAAAUGUGCAUGUGUAUGAUGUUUAAUGAUAUACGUAUAAACAUAUGUUUUACUUAAAAAAACUAAUGUACAAAUAUAUAUUUUUGUCAUUUCUUUUUGACCCUAAUAGAAAUUUCUUUAUAAAAAUGAAGAAGUUUUUUAAGUAUUGUUAUAACAAUUGAUUUUUGUUCUCAGUUUUAAUUUCUACAUUUCUUUAAUACAACAUUUUUGGGAUUUUUCUAUUUGUAGGAAAAAAAAAGUUGAAUAAUACAAAAUAAUAGCUUAGACCUUUAAUAAUUAUAAACUUAAUAUAUUACUUUUGACCAUUUUAAAAAUUCAAUCAUUUAAAAUUAAAGUCAUAAUCUUUGUGUGACCGAUGACUCUAAACCUAGUCAAUAUAUUAGUAUUGUAAACAAUAUUACAAAAUGUUUUAAGUUUUUGUUUUAUUUGUUUAAUAUAAAUAUUUUUUGUCCUAGAUUUUAGAUGUUUUUAUUUUUAUGUGGGUUGUAUUUUCUUAUAAACUCUUUUAUUAUGUUAUUUGUCAUCUUCACAGAUAUAAUGUUAGCAAAAGUGCAAUUCUUUUUUUUUUUUUUUUAAUAAUAAUUGUUAAUAUUGUUGAUAUGAAUGAUUUUACUUGAUGUAAUAUGUGUAUGUAAUAUUUUCAUAUAUGUUUAUGAACUCGUAAAUAUUAAUGUAUGAUUUUCAAUAAGUUUAGCUUGUUUACACUUUUUUUGUUUUUAAUUGUGUACAUUUUGUAAUUAAUUCAAUGUGAAUGUUUUGGACAAAUCUUUUGAUCACUUAUUUAUUUUAGGUUAUUAGAUCAUGUUAUAAAAUAUUAUGUAUUUAAAAAAAUUUAUUUAGUUAUAAUGUUCUUACCAUUUAGACUCUGAAUUUACAACACCACCAUUUAAAACAGGAUUCAAUAUUUUGCGCUUUUCUGAAUCAUUUAAUGUAUUGAAUAGACGUUAAAUUGAUAUAAAUAAUUCAUCAUAGGCAUCUAUAACAUAUUUCAUGGUUAUUGAAACUUGUAUACUUGGUCUUGAAUAGUAGAACAAUCUGUGAUAUUAUUGCCAUUUUCAAUUGUUUAUUUUUUUAUUCAAGUAAUUUAAAUUCUUCUGACAAAUUAAGAUAAAUACUUAAAUAUUUUUUUAAAAUUGUAAUUAUUAUCUGUCAGCUAUAAUAUAUAGUAUAAUCAAGUAAAUAGACAAAAUAGAAAAAUUAAAAACUAGAGACAUUUUCCACUUUUGGUUCAAGAGUAUAAUACAGUAUGAGUGCCUAAAAAAGAUGUUUAUUUCACAUAAAAGUUAAGAAAGCCUGUGAGCAUGCCAAAUUCCUAGUGUCUCAAUAUAUUUAAAAUAAUAAACUUUAAUUGCUUACAUAAUUUUGAAAGAAUUUGAAAAUUUAUAUUUCUUAAAUGCCUAAUUAAUUUAAACAUCUUAAUUUGUAAAUUAAGUAGGUAUUUAUAUUUGGAAUUGGCCAUCUGCUAACCUCAUAUCAUUCUUAAUCCAAUCACAAAUUUUUUGGUCUGGUUCAUUGAGUGUGUUCAAUCAAGCUCUUCCAUUGCUGAUUACCAUCUUUUGUAUUUUUCUUUAUCUAGUAGAUUCAUAAGUCUGCCGCAAAAAAUCAUUCAGAUUGUUCAUUGCGAAUUUGUAGUUUCCCCUAUAUAUUUUGCAUAUUUGAUCUAAUUUACCAUUCAAUUUGAUUCACGUUAUCAAAAUGUUCAAGUUUACAAAUUGUAAAAUUGAAUUGAACAAAUGUAAUAAAUUAAAUAUCUCUCUGAUGAUUUUAUAGUGGGGUUCUGAAAUAAUAUCAAUAAAUGAAGAUUAUACGGGCCUAGAAUUUGCUCAUAUAAAAUUUCAUAAUGUAAAAUAUUUAUAUAAAAAGGAAUAAUACAUUUGUAUUAUAUCUGCAAUAAACUGUUAAUACUUGUAAAAAAUCAACAGGGCCUAUUGUAACGUUGCUACAACUUAUGAACAAAGUGGAUUAUUUACUUUAAAAUUUUGAGAUGACGAAACACUGUUGGAACGAACGUCAACAUAUUUAUUUAGGAUGUUUAUGUAUAAAAGUAUAUAAUGGUAGUUUAGAAGGUCAUAUGACCCCUCCCUCCAAAACCUCUUCUUUUGGAUUUAUUACUAAAUCGUCAAAUGCAAAAACAAUAUUUUACAAGAACAUCUAUGACAUCAAAAAAAAGAAUGUUUAAAGGAUCUACAAAAACAGAUGUAUUUAGAAGUCAGCACGCAGUGAUAUCAAUUUUACUGCUCUCAGGGCACAAUUCAAACAGUCUCGGAAAUAUUUGAAUACACCUAUUAUAUUGUCAUAAAUUUUUGUAUACAAUAUAAAAUAAGCAUUUUAGUAAAACCAAUAUAUUCCUCGUUCACUCUAAAUUUAAAAUGCAAACACUCUGUGCAGUAAAUUUUUUGAAAAUAUAAAUUUAUAAUUGUAUAAUUAGUUAUAUUUAACGAGUUAAAUAAAUGUUAUUUUCUUAUAUAUUGCAAAAAAGAAAUUAUUUUUUUAAAAUUAUUAUUAUUAUUUCCAUUUCCCAUAAUUUCAUCACCAGCGGUAAAUUGAAUAAUAUGAUUAUCUCAAAUGUUCAUUAUUAAAAAAAAUAUCACUUAAUCUUCUUUUUUAUAAUUUACUGGUUCAAAUAUUUACAACAACCAACCUUCUGAAUUAUGUAAUUAUAGGAAUUGUAUUAUAUUUAAACUAAAUUUAACAAAUUGGCUGCUCCAACCUCCAACAAGUUGUUAUUUAUUCAC
Messenger RNA from Cinara cedri, 12447 nucleotides. NCBI's taxonomy places the organism in Eukaryota, Metazoa, Arthropoda, Insecta, Hemiptera, Aphididae. The record is from the annotation of a GenBank genome assembly.